This is a messenger RNA of Telopea speciosissima, 1162 nucleotides long. RefSeq names its product SNF1-related protein kinase regulatory subunit gamma-like PV42a. The transcript is spliced from 3 exons. Lineage: Eukaryota; Viridiplantae; Streptophyta; Magnoliopsida; Proteales; Proteaceae. Bases 70 to 1113 code for a protein of 347 amino acids. The record is from RefSeq and is a predicted model, not a curated record.
ACGAAUGGCAAGAACUGCAAGGCCAUUAGCGGAGCGCAAUGGUUGAGGGAGAAGAAGGUAAAGGAUUUAAUGGUGGAGAAGAGGAGACUGGUAGAGGUUCCCUACACGGCCUCCCUGGCCCACACCCUGAACGCCCUGGUGGCCAACAGUGUGGUGGCGAUCCCUGUGGCUGCGCCGCCGGGUCAGUGGAUCGGCGCCGGUGGAUCAAUGAUCAUGCUGUCUGACAAGAACACCGGUGCAGUACGGAAGCACUACAUCGGCAUGGUCACCAUGCUUGACAUCCUUGCUCACAUCGCCGAUCAACUCUCCGAUUCCAUUAAUGGCGACGAACUCGAUUUGGAUAAGCGUAUGUCUGUUCCUGUCUCUUCCAUCAUCGGCCAUUGCCUUGAAGGUCUCAGCCUCUGGACCCUCAAUCCUCAUACCAGUGUUGUAGAUUGUAUGGAAAUGUUCAGUAAAGGAAUCCACCGUGCUCUGGUUCCAGUGGAGAGUCACAUGGAGCACAUCUCUGGAGUGGAACUGGCAGAGUCUGCAACCAGUUAUCGAAUGCUUACUCAAAUGGAUAUCUUGCGUUUCUUAAAGAGACACGCAGCUGAGGCACAGGGAAUUCUCUCUCGCUCUGUUGGGGAAUUGGGAGCAGUUCCUGAAUACGUUUUUGGUGUAACUAAUCGCACCAAAGUCAUGGACGCCAUUAAAUGCAUGAGGACUGCUGCUCUACAUGCUGUCCCCAUUGUUGAGGCCUCAGCAGAAGACCUCCAAGAAGAUCACAAGCAACUCAUAAAUGGAAAGGGCAGGAAGCUAAUGGGGACAUUCUCUGCAACCGAUUUGAGAGAAUGUCCAAUCUCUUUGUUGCAGUCCUGGUUGUGUAUCGAUGUUAUGGAGUUCACUGAGAAUGUAUCAACAACUUGGACCGUUAAUGCCUCAGGUGAAUUGGGGCAUUCACCAAAGGAGUUGGUGACUUGCUACCCAGACAGAAGCUUGGGCGAAGUGAUUGAAAAGGCUGUGAAUGGACAAGUGCAUCGAGUCUGGGUUGUGGACAAACAAGGAUUGCUUGUAGGGAUUGUUUCCCUCACUGACAUUCUUCGAAUGAUAAGGGUCUCACUGUCAUCCCUUUAGUGAUCUUGAGCUAUGUGAACUUUAAUUGUAGAAGCUCCUGUACUGCUGU